Messenger RNA from Onychostoma macrolepis, 4899 nucleotides. RefSeq names its product solute carrier family 38 member 3b (gene slc38a3b). Lineage: Eukaryota; Metazoa; Chordata; Actinopteri; Cypriniformes; Cyprinidae. The record is from RefSeq and is a predicted model, not a curated record. Gene Ontology annotation, molecular function: L-asparagine transmembrane transporter activity; L-glutamine transmembrane transporter activity; L-histidine transmembrane transporter activity. Gene Ontology annotation, biological process: asparagine transport; histidine transport; L-glutamine transport. Bases 225 to 1772 code for a protein of 515 amino acids. The transcript is spliced from 17 exons.
UAAUUCACUUCAUUUCUCAAAGCAGUGAGAAACGCUCUUUGUCUCUAUUGUGAUCAAACCACACGAGGAAAAGACCUACAGGAACAUAAAGCAGCCGAAACACUGGAAACUUAAAGCAAGAACAGCAUUUCUCAUUUUAGUCGUGAAGAUCUUUGAACCCAGGAGCUUACUGACCGCAACUUGGAAUCAGACAACUCACACGUGGGAUAUCGACUACUUCCACCAUGGAACCUGCCAGAUCAGAAAUGAGCAUCCUGCCCAAUGGGAAAGGUCAUGAGCUGGGAGAGGACAUGUGCAUGCCGAUGAAGACUAUGAUGGAGGAAGAACAAAACGGUACCCAUCACGGCAGAUUUGAUGAUCCUGACAGCACACUGGCUGAGAACAUUGAGUUCCUGCCCAACGGCGAGGGAAAGAAGCCACGUUUCACUGAUUUUGAGGGGAAGACCUCUUUUGGCAUGUCAGUCUUCAAUUUGGGCAAUGCCAUUAUGGGCAGUGGGAUAUUGGGAUUGGCCUACGCUAUGGCCAAUACUGGCAUACUGCUUUUCUUGUUUCUCCUCACGGCUGUAGCUGGUCUCUCCUGCUAUUCUAUUCACCUCCUGCUGAAGUCCUCAGGUGUUGUGGGAAUCAGAUCUUAUGAACAGCUGGGAUUCAGGGCCUUCGGAGUGACAGGGAAGAUGGCGGCCGGUAUCGCCAUCACUCUUCAAAAUAUUGGAGCCAUGUCCAGUUACUUAUACAUCGUCAAGUCAGAGUUCCCACUGGUUCUGCAGGCGUUUUUGAAAGGAGAUACCAGUUCAGGGGAAUGGUAUCUCAAUGGAAACUACUUAGUGGUGCUUGUGUCUCUCUCUGUCAUCCUGCCUUUGGCUCUAAUGAAACAGCUGGGCUACCUUGGUUAUACCAGUGGUUUUUCGCUCAGCUGCAUGGUCUUCUUCCUCAGUGCAGUCAUCUAUAAGAAGUUCCAGAUCCUGUGCCCAUUCGAGGAGUAUUCAGCCAAUAGCACGCUGGCACACGCUCAUUCAAACGUGACGGUGAACCACGCCCACAGCUACCAUAACGGACAUGUGAUGGUGGACGACUCCCACUGCAGCCCGCAGAUGUUCACCGUCAACACACAUACCGCAUACACCAUCCCCAUCCUGGCCUUCGCUUUCGUCUGCCACCCUGAGGUCCUGCCCAUCUACACUGAGCUGCGCAACCCAACUCAGAGGAGGAUGCAGCAUGUUUCCAACCUUUCCAUUCUGAUCAUGUACACUAUGUACUUCCUUGCUGCUCUCUUUGGAUACCUAACAUUUUACACUAAUGUUGAGGCCGAGCUUCUGCACACAUACAGCAGGAUCGACCCCUACGACACUCUCAUCCUCUGCGUGCGUUUGGCUGUGCUCACCGCCGUCACGCUGACUGUUCCCAUCGUUCUGUUCCCAGUGCGAAGAGCCAUUCAAGAGAUGAUAUUCCCUAACAAGACCUUCAACUGGAUACGACACGUUGCCAUCGCCGUCGUUCUUCUGACCUUCAUCAACAUGCUGGUCAUCUUCGCUCCCAACAUUCUGGGCAUCUUUGGCAUCAUUGGUGCAACAUCCGCUCCGUGUCUUAUCUUCAUCUUCCCUGCUGUCUUCUACAUCCGUAUUGUUCCCAAGGAUAAGGAGCCAAUGCGCUCUACCCCUAAAAUCUUUGCUGCCUGUUUCGCUGGACUGGGUGUGUUGUUUAUGAUAAUGAGCUUGAGCUUCAUCAUCAUUGAUUGGACGACAGGCAGCGGCAGUGCUCUGGGUGGCCACUAGGAGACAAACUCUGAUGAUGAAUGUGUGUUUGAGAUGAGAGUGUGUGGCGUACGUUAGGUUAGUGAUGUAACAUACUGGAAGGUGAUCUGAUUUAUUUUUAUCUGUAUUUUUCUGCCUGUUAUGACACAGAGGAUGCCCUAUCCCACUGUGGGAAGAAAAAAGGUGAGGGGGACCCAAACCAACAUCCCAUUUUACACAGAUAUCCUGCCAUCAGAUAAUGGGGAAAAAUUGCAUUACUCUAAAAAAAAAGAAAAAAAAAAAGAAAACCUUUUGAUAAAUUCUGACUGAUGUUUUAUAUUUUAAAACAUGUAAAAGUGCUGAUCUUGUCUAUUUGGAUAGAUUUUGUUGUUUUUAUUUAUUGAAGGGGUUAGUGCAUCCUCACUUAUCCUGUAGAAAUAUGCUAUUAUGGCUUUAGUUUGCUUGUCGCUAUUUUUAUGAACUCUCACUCUCUGUUUUAUCAAUCCAGAGCUCUUAUACUUGACACGACUGACUGCAAGUACUGUAGAAACACAUAAUUGCAUUCUUCGAGAUUUCUUUUAAGUGACAGCAAAUGCAUUGUACAAUAGCGACCUAUAUAUCAGAUUUUUACAUAUUUAAUUCUGUGUAUUACUUUGGCCAUUGAACAAGGAGAUUGUAGAGGUUUUGAUUGCUCUCUGGGAGUUGAAUGAAGCGGACUAGUUUAGUAAAGAUGGAUCGGUAGAUGGUUUACUCUCCAUUGGGCUUUGGACAAUCAACGAGUCACAUUACCACCUAUUUCAGCUAACUUGCAGUGUUUUCGGUCAAGUGAGAGAGCAAUUUAUCAUAUCGCACAUAUUCACUGUGCCAAAGCGAAGGAUUUCUAUAAUCAAACUAUCAUGAAGUAUAUUUUCUGUUUUCCUAAAGUAUGCACAGUAGACAUAGAAUGCAAGGCGUGCCUUGAUCACAUGGAGAUUUGAACAGUGAAAAAUGUAUUUAUUUAAUUGUAUCGAAUAUAUUUUGCAGUUCACUGGAUGAGUAUUAGUGUAUGUUAUAGUAUUAAUGCUUGCAAUGACAGUGUCCUUUAUCGUUUUUGUUUGUGUUUUGAAGAUCAUAAUGCCUGCAUACUCAAGGUCAUUUACACAAAUGCUAGAUAUGGACCUCAUAUACAUGUACAAAACCAUAUUUUACUUGAAAUAGACAGAAUCUCCCCUGUAUUACAAUUCCAACAAUCAUAUUAAAGGAAUAGUUCACCCAAAAAUGAAAAUUAGCUGAAAACUUACUCAAAGAUGUUCAUGAGUUUAUUUCUUCAUGGGAACAUCACUUACUGACAAAUGGAUCCUCUGCAGUGAAUGGGUGCCGUCAGAAUGAGAGUCCAAACAGCUGAUGAAAACAUUACAGUACUCCACAAGUGAUCCACACCACUCCAGUCCAUCAGUUAACGUCUUGUGAAACGAAAAGCUGUGUGUUUCUAAGAAACAAUUUCAUCAUGACAUUGUCGCUUCUGGAGUCCAUAAAAAUACUUCCUGCAGUAAAAAAAGAUGUUAAUUGAUAGACUGGAGUGGUGUGAAUUACUUGUGGAUUAUUGUGAUGUUUUUAUCAGCUGUUCAAACUCUUAUUCUGAGUUAAUAUACCCAUUCACUGCAGAGGAUCCAUUGGGGAGCAAGAAAUGUUAUGCUAAAUUUCUCCAAAUCUGUUCUGAUGAAAAAAAAACAAAAAAACUCCUCUACAGCUUGGAUGUCCUGAGGGUGAAUACAUUUCCAGCAAAUUUUCAUUUUCUGGGAGAACUAUUUCUUUAAGCAUUUCACUGCAGUUUAGAAGCUGCUCUCAAUAUCUCACAUGAAAACAGUUGUAAAUGUUUUCAUUUUUCACAUCUGUGUUUAACUUUUCUUGUAAUCUGAGUAUUUGUGGACCCUGUUUUGGUAUUAGCAGUAGUAAAUGAACCAGCUGAAAUGUAGAAACAUGAAAGGCACCAGUAUUUUUUUAGUUUGAAGGAAACUUGUUGCUUAUUUGGAGUUUGAAAUAUCUCGCUCUUACUCAGUGGUUCAUGCGAUGCUUUCAAACCUGUAAUUUGUUCAGAUUCUGACAAAAUUAUUAAAUAUUAUGCUGCGCAAUCCUGUUGUACAAUAAGUUGUGCUAAUAUUAUGUGCCGACUGAUGACUAGAUGGGUUGGUAGUGGCAGAUAUUGGUACACCAUGAGAAAACUGCAACCGAAGUGAGCAUGCAGUUAAUAUCACCACAUUAAUGACACAAAAAAUAGAUAAGGAAUGGACUUUUAUUUGUGAUAUAUGAAAUGUAGCUGAUAUCUUAGUCCUGUUUGCAUUGUCAACCAAAAAACAAACUGAACUUUAUGCUGGAGAUUGAAGUGCAAUUCCAGUGGUCCCCAAGAGUCACUAUUUAACAUGGCAAUGAUUUUUUAUUUUUUGCUUUAUUUUCCUGAAACUGAUCAUUUUUAAUUCUAAUGUGUACUUUUUGAAGUAUUAUAAAUCUAAAUAUAUAGAAAAGUGCCUGACUUUACAACCAGCUACCUUAGAUGCUUUUUGAUACUACCUACUUAUUUUAAUUUUUUUUUGCAAUGAUCACUAUAAGUGCUGGCUAAAUAGCCCUCGAACUUUAACAUUUUUUAAAUACUGCUUACAACGAAUGCUAGUUUGUCAUUUUAAUAUUCUAAUAACAUAAUAAUGUUCUUUUUAAAAUAUUAUUUUAGUCAAGUUAUAGCCUUGCUGGGUAUAUUUUGCUUCAACCAAAGUAGCAUUGGAUUGAACAUAAAAUCAAGGGUACUGAAUACUGAUAAUUUUGUAAUGUGAUUUCAUAUGGUAUGUAAUGCAAAAAAUAUUAUGACUGAAAUUCUGUAACGGAUAUUUGUCUCAAUGCUGCCCAGUUUAUAUACCAUUUCUUCAAACAAGUUUUGCUAACAUUUGUUAUAUUUUAUCUGGUACAGAUCAUCUGGAUUUUUUCCUUUCAGUAAGGAAUACACAAAGCAAUUUGUUUUUCCAAGCAUUAUUUACACACAUCUAUUUAAUUGAUACAGUUGGGUUCAUAUGAUAGAUUGUUUAGUGCAUUCGUAUAUAUUGUAUAUAAAUGUGAAUCGCUUUUAUUUGUGAUGCAUAUUUAGCUUGUAUAGUGUAAAUAGCAGAACCACUUUGACAAUAAAAAGCUGUUUUUAAACCUG